AUGACGACUUCGUUGGUCCUGCAUUCACGCUGGGCGGACACCUUGAUGUACAUGUAUGAAAAAAGCCCGAAUGAAAAUAAUCAGAGUAAAAGUCAAGGCAUGGAGGGACUGAGCGGGAACUGCCCAGCUGCCCAUUGCAGGGACCUCAUCUCACACCCAGCUUUGGGGCGGCAUUCUGGCAGCAUAGCGACGCACCAGGGUUCCGUGUACUCGGAUAUAUCAUCCCCGGACGCCGGUCGACAGUGCCCUGCUCCCCAGACAUCUUCAAGCGCUUCACUGGGCUACGGUUAUCCGUUUGGAAGCCCCUAUUACGGGUGCAGGUUGUCUCACUCGCACAACGUAAACUUGCAGCAGAAGCCCUGUUCUUACCACCCAGCAGAAAAAUACGCCGAGCCCAGCGGCGCGCUGCCCACAGAAGAACUCUCCAGCAGGGCGAAAGAGUUUGCCUUCUACCCCAGUUUCGCCAGUUCGUACCAGGCUGUCCCGGGUUAUCUAGACGUGUCGGUCGUACCAAGUAUUAGCGCGCACCCAGAACCACGGCACGACGCCUUGAUUCCAAUGGAAGGCUACCAGCACUGGGCUCUUUCUAAUGGCUGGGAUGGGCAGGUGUACUGCUCGAAGGAGCAAACGCAGUCGACUCAUCUCUGGAAGUCGCCGUUCCCAGACGUAGUUCCUCUGCAGCCUGAGGUGAGCAGCUACCGCCGCGGCCGGAAAAAGCGAGUGCCGUACACCAAGGUCCAGCUGAAGGAGCUGGAGAAAGAGUACGCUGCCAGCAAGUUCAUCACCAAAGACAAGCGAAGGCGCAUCUCCGCCGGCACCAACCUCUCAGAGCGCCAGGUCACCAUCUGGUUCCAGAACCGGCGCGUAAAGGAGAAGAAAUUCGUCAGCAAAUCCAAGAGCAGUGCCCAUAUGCACACCACCUGAUACCUUCAAAUCCCGCUCUCCUCUCCGCUCAGAUCGCUCUGAUAAAACUCUGUAUUUAUACCCUAUCCAAAUCACAUAUGGAGAACAUUUCACCACAAUAUCAUUUUACUCAGACUUGCUUUUUUAUUUUAAGAUUUUAA
Molecule: messenger RNA, 1064 nt
Organism: Conger conger (European conger)
Lineage: Eukaryota; Metazoa; Chordata; Actinopteri; Anguilliformes; Congridae
Gene: hoxc13a
Product: homeobox C13a
Exons: 2
Coding region: 1-924 (307 amino acids)
Biological process (GO): regulation of transcription by RNA polymerase II
Molecular function (GO): DNA-binding transcription factor activity, RNA polymerase II-specific; RNA polymerase II cis-regulatory region sequence-specific DNA binding
Source: RefSeq, a predicted model, not a curated record